AGCUUGGUGAGCAGAACAGCAGCCAUGCCGCCUGCCAUGGGAGGACCCCAGGGGUACACCCCUCCAGAGGGGGGCUGGGGCUGGGCGGUGGUGGUGGGAGCCUUCAUCUCUAUUGGCUUCUCCUACGCCUUCCCCAAGUCCAUCACCGUCUUCUUCAAGGAGAUCGAGGUCAUUUUCGACUGCACCAGCAGCCAGGUGUCAUGGAUCUCCUCCAUCAUGCUGGCGGUGAUGUACGCCGGAGGUGAGCUGGAGGAUAGAUUAGGGCUAGCCUCGUAAUUACCAGACUGAUGUCCGUGCAGCGAACAUUCAUGUAAGAUGGCGGCUUGCGAGGCUAGAAUAGUGCACCACUACCGGAAAUGUACAUAAUAAUAACAUAUUUUAGUGUAACACCAAUUAAAUUGUAACACGUUACAAAUGUACUCCAACUGUAUUUGCUUUCACAAACAACAAAGCUUGUAUGGAGUGCAUUUUUGUGGUUCAUAAUAAUAUAAUAAUAAUAUGCCAUUUAGCAGACACUUUUAUCCAAAGCGACUUACAGUCAUGCGUGCAUACAUUAUUUUUUUUUGUGUAUGGGUGGUCCCGGGAAUCGGACCCACUACCUUGGCGUUACAAGCGCCGUGCUCUACCAGCUGAGCUACAGAGGACCACAAACGCAUUACAAAUGUAUUGGAAACGGGUUAACAAGUGAUUUCACAAUUUUGUGUGAAGUUUCCGGUAGGGAGUCAGAGUGAUGAGAUAGUGUACCAGAAAUUAGCUGUACGAUGCAGAGUGAAUAGGGGAGCAUUGUGUAACAGACAUUGGUUUAAAAAGUGUUUGUUGGCCUCCCGAGUGGCGCAGCGGUCUAAGGCACUGCAUCACAGUGACUGAGGUGUCCCUACAGCCCCGGGUUCGAUCCCAGGCUGUGUCACAGCCGGCUGUGAACGGGAGACCCAUGAGGUGGCACACAAUUGGCCCAGUGUCAUCCAGGUUAGGGGAGGGUUUGGCUGGAUGGGAUUUCCUUGUCCCAUCGUGCUCUAGUGACUCCUUGUGGUGGGCUGGGUGCCUGCAAGCUGACUUUGGUCACCAGCUGGAUGGUGUUUCCUCCGAUACAUUGGUGCGGCUGGCUUCCGGGUUAAGCGAGCGGUGUGUCAAGAAGUCGUGUUUUGGAGGACGCAUGGCUCUUGACCUUCGCCUCUCCCGAGUCCGUACGGAAGUUGCAGCGAUGGGACAAGACUGUAACUACCAAUUGGGUAAAAAAAAGUAUAUAUUUGUUUUCUUUCAAAUACUUUGAGCGUUUGAUUGCACUUAUAGGUUUGGAUCAAGGGACCGUUCCAUUGGUUCCAUUGAGACCAGACAAGCUAAAGUAUUAAUAGAAAACAAAUACUACUUGAACCCAGACCAUAGCUUGGUAAUCCCCUGAAGUGAAUGGUCAUGAUCCUUUUUAAGUACCACUUAAACCUUAUAGCUAAAUCAUUAAGCAUGUGUCCCAAAACUUGUCCCACCAUAUCCUCCUACAGUUGCUGAUUUAAGCUGAUCUGUGAGACUUCGGAAACGUCAACUUGGCUUUCUUUUAGAUGUUUUAUUUGAUGCAAAAAUUAAACGUAAUGAUAGCUAAGACGACAAAUAAGACAAUAUAUACAAUCAUCCUUUUUUAAACAGAUACUGUAAAUGCACCUUUUAACAUGCAUGGAUCUGGAUGCCUCUGUUAGGGAUCCGUAUUCUCAAUGUACCUUUCAGUGAGAAUGCAUACACUCUUUAUUUUGCUCAGUGGACUGUUUAUGCACUUCCUAUUCUUCAGUCACAAACAGCUCCAAUAGUUUCCCACCCAUUGACUAUGUUGAGUAAGGUCACCGGGCACCAGAUCAAGAUUAAGUGUAUUGUCCCAAAGGAGAUGCUGAUGUCUGAAUCAAACCACUGUCAUUGAAAUUAAACAAAUGGGGCCUCUAGAAUGCUUUUACUCUUCCAUUGAAGCAUUGUUCUUAACAGUGCAACAGUAUCUGUCUCUACAGUCCGUGGAUGGGGUUCCUCUCUUCCCAGUGUGCUUGUUAAUGCUCUGAUCAGAUGAAUGUUGUCCCAGGUGUCUUCUGAGGCUGAGGAGAUGAAAUGGCUUACGUGAGAGUGGCAGGUGAGGCAGACUGUGUCAGCUGGUCUGGCUUCCUGUACCGACGGGGACUGGGUUGAAUCAAAUGCUAUGUGUCAGACAGGUCAGACAGGUCUUCCCAGUGGAGCGUCUUUUCAUCUGCAUGACAUUUAACACGAACAGACAGAACAGUAAUCAGAGGGACUCUUCUUCUCAGACUCCUUGUCCCACAAGAAGAGGUCUGAGGCCGGAUAGUGAAUGGACUCAUUUUCUCUCUAGGAGGGGAGAUAAACUGAAUGAACAAAUCCCCGGGGUAUGAUGCUGUUUUAGAAAAUGUCGUCUUUUUUUUCCAUAUUGAUGUUGUCCUGUAAACAUUGUUAUUAGCUGCACACUUCUACAGCAGCAUUUUUAGCUGGCUUAGUAGUGGUGCCUAUUUACAGUGGGGAAAAAAAGUAUUUAGUCAGCCACCAAUUGUGCAAGUUCUCCCACUUAAAAAGAUGAGAGAGGCCUGUAAUUUUCAUCAUAGGUACACGUCAACUAUGACAGACAAAUUGAGAAAAAAAAUCCAGAAAAUCACAUUAUGGGAUUUUUUUUAAAUUUAUUUGCAAAUUAUGGUGGAAAAUAAGUAUUUGGUCACCUACAAACAAGCAAGAUUUCUGGCUCUCACAGACCUGUAACUUCUUCUUUAAGAGGCUCCUCUGUCCUCCACUCGUUACCUGUAUUAAUGGCACCUGUUUAAACUUGUUAUCAGUAUAAAAGACACCUGUCCACAACCUCAAACAGUCACACUCCAAACUCCACUAUGGCCAAGACCAAAGAGCUGUCAAAGGACACCAGAAACAAAAUUUUAGACCUGCACCAGGCUGGGAAGACUGAAUCUGCAAUAGGUAAGCAGCUUGGUUUGAAGAAAUCAACUGUGGGAGCAAUUAUUAGGAAAUGGAAGACAUACAAGACCACUGAUAAUCUCCCUCGAUCUGGGGCUCCACGCAAGAUCUCACCCCAUGUGGUCAAAAUGAUCACAAGAACGGUGAGCAAAAAUCCCAGAACCACACGGGGGGACCUAGUGAAUGACCUGCAGAGAGCUGGGACCAAAGUAACAAAGCCUACCAUCAGUAACACACUACGCCGCCAGGGACUCAAAUGCUGCAGUGCCAGACGUGUCCCCCUGCUUAAGCCAGUACAUGUCCAGGCCCGUCUGAAGUUUGCUAGAGUGCAUUUGGAUGAUCCAGAAGAGGAUUGGGAGAAUGUCAUAUGGUCAGAUGAAACCAAUAUAGAACUUUUUGGUAAAAACUCAACUCGUCGUGUUUGGAGGACAAAGAAUGCUGAGUUGCAUCCAAAGAACACCAUACCUACUGUGAAGCAUGGGGGUGGAAACAUCAUGCUUUGGGGCUGUUUUUCUGCAAAGGGACCAGGAUGACUGAUCCGUGUAAAGGAAAGAAUGAAUGGGGCCAUGUAUCGUGAGAUUUUGAGUGAAAACCUCCUUCCAUCAGCAAGGGCAUUGAAGAUGAAACGUGGCUGGGUCUUUCAGCAUGACAAUGAUCCCAAACACACCGCCCGGGCAACGAAGGAGUGGCUUCGUAAGAAGCAUUUCAAGGUCCUGGAGUGGCCUAGCCAGUCUCCAGAUCUCAACCCCAUAGAAAAUCUUUGGAGGGAGUUGAAAGUCUGUGUUGCCCAGCGACAGCCCCAAAACAUCACUGCUCUAGAGGAGAUCUGCAUGGAGGAAUGGGCCAAAAUACCAGCAACAGUGUGUGAAAACCUUGUGAAGACUUAUAGAAAACGUUUGACCUGUGUCAUUGCCAACAAAGGGUAUAUAACAAAGUAUUGAGAAACUUUUGUUAUUGACCAAAUACUUAUUUUCCACCAUAAUUUGCAAAUUAAUUCAUAAAAAAUCCUACAAUGUGAUUUUCUGGAUUUUUUUUCCUCAUUUUGUCUGUCAUAGUUGACGUGUACCUAUGAUGAAAAUUACAGGCCUCUCUCAUCUUUUUAAGUGGGAGAACUUGCACAAUUGGUGGCUGACUAAAUACUUUUUUUCCCCACUGUACAAUGUGUAAGAAAAACUACUGAACGAGUAAUUACCAAAACACUGAACUCCUGAGAGGAUUAGUGCUGAUAUGUUUCAUGUGUCGUACCAUGUACUGUAUACAGUACAGAAGGUCAAGCUUCAGCAAUAGCAGCACUUUAUGAAUAACUCUUUAACGAGUUCUGAACCAUAUGCCUAUUUCAGUAUAGAGGGGACCAGCACCAUGUGGACGUACGAGUGGCGCAGUGGUCUAAGGCACUGCAUCGCAGUGCUAGCUGUGCCACUAGUUAUCCUGGUUUGAAUCCAGGCUCUGUCGUAGCCGGCCACGACCGGGAGACCCAUGGGGCGGUGCACAAUUGGCCUAGGGUAGGGGAGGGAAUGGCCAGCAGGGAUGUAGCUCAGUUGGUAGAGCAUGGCGUUUGCAACGCCAGGGUUGUGGGUUCGAUUCCCACAGGGGGCCAGUAUGAAAAAAUAAAAAAAUUAUGAAUGCACUCACUAACUGUAAGUUGCUCUGGAUAAGAGCGUCUGCUAAAUGACUAAAAUGUAAAUGUAUGGUGUGGACCAUAUGUAUUUACAUUUAGCAGACGCUCUUAUCCAGAGCGACUUACAGUUAGUGAGUGCAUACAUUUUCAUACUGGAGUACAUAGCUGCCACGGCUGCCCCCCACCAGACCGGUGAAUCAAUGCUAUUUAUUGUUCAGCAGUCCAUUCCCUCAAAAGGUAGCACUUAGCUCAGGCGCACAUUCAGGACCUGCAUGGGCGAAAGCCAGGUCAUUGGUUCAUGCAGUAACAUUGUCUCAGACGGUUCCCAGUAGUUCUCAGUUCUCCCACUCUAAGUGUGUUGCCUGUUAGUUGGGCUCUAGACACAUGACUGCCUGGCUGGCUGCGCAUGAUCAGGAGCACAAGACUGUGUGGGGGCUGACCUCUGACCUUUCUACAGAACCAGAACACACAGGCCCUGUCAGACUCAGACCCUAAUGAUGUCUAUGACCCAAUCCUGGCAGGCCUUAAAACAGGGGUUACAGCCAACAGUGCACAGCAUACACUGUGUUCUUCUAGAUUGUAGCUCAAGUAAUCAAUGAGUAAUUGAAUCAAAUGGCUUUAGAAAGCCCUUUUUUACAUCAACAGCUGUCGCAAAGUAAACAACAGGAACCUGGCCUAGACCCCCAAAGAGCAAGCAGCAGUACAGUGGCAAUCCGUACUCCAUUUUGCAUGUAGGCCUACUGGUGCUACAGAAAAUGGGUUGUGUUGCUUGGCUUAUUCAACUGUAAGUUGCCAUUAUUUAGUGUUUGUAUGUCAUCCAUGAACGCUAUGAAAAAAUCAUGUUAUGGAAAAUGUAUACAUUGACUAAAUAAUGGGACUUAAUCCUCUUGUCUUGACCUCUCUUUCAUUUCUAACCUAUCCUUCUCAAUGUCUUACAUUGUCAGGAUUGGUCACAGGCUAUCUCCUCAGACAUUACUCUCCCUCACCAGCUCAUCUUCAGAGAGGGAGGGGACAGGCUCUUUGUUGGUGUUUAGCCUCGCCUGUAUUAGAAUCUAAAAAGCCUUUGUCGUGUUCCGAGCUGGCAAAUUAGUCUGGACAACCUCUAAACAAAAACUGUCACAUUCCAUUUAGGUUCCUUCCGUGGUGCCGGGAUUUGGCAGGGAGGCUGAAGCGUCUUCCACAUGGAUCUUCGAUCUUCGCUCCCAUUUAGGCCUUGUUGGUAUAAGCCAGACAGAGGGUGGGCAUGCAGCCAGCAGAACUCUGCAUGCCAUCUAGGCAUAUAUGUUAACAAAUUGAAGUGAGCUAGCUGUUGUUAGGCUCAUUUUAUGGCCCAUAUUUACCUUGAAUUUGUGUUGCCGAACCCUCUGAGAUUUAGCCCAACCUAAAUGGAAGGAAUAUGUUGCAGUCUAAGACUAUAACAAAGUGGAGCUAUUGUGAAUGUAGCCUCCAAAUCUUCCAGUAGGGAAGAUGAUAGUGUAUGUAGUAGCAGGCUGUCGGCCAUCAUUGAUUAGAAAAACUAAGAGUAGGCUAUGUUGAUCAAGUUAUAUCAGUAGACAAACUGUCUAUUUUGACAUCAGUAGGAGGCGGAGUGGGACAAAGGUAGUGUUCCUCUUAAUGUGAUGCUCUCAUCUUUCAAAAUCAAGGGAUAUUAUUUACUAUUACAUGGGAACUGUGGUAGAUUACCCAUAGGAAAUGAGUCUGACUAAGUGUAACCUGCUCUACUGUUCUUAAGCUCUGCUAAGUAUUUUGCUAGGAGACAGUAGAGUACUUUAAAUGUAUUUUUUCUAUACUCAACCUCCCUAGCACACACACACAUAAAAUCCUGCAGAGGAGAAUGAAGCAGGGUUUUACAGUAGCCUAGUUAGAAAUGCUCUUUAGCGACAGAGCCCUCUUCUUUUGUCAUUCUCUGCACAUAACGUUAGGAAUACACAAACUGUAGCCACACCUCACAAUAUCUUGUUUCAUCGCGAUUGUCUUCUUGUUUUCUGUGAGAUUGCAUUGCCAACUGUGGCUAGACCAGAGAAAUUGCUGCAGUGCAGCAGUGAGACAAAUCAUUGCAGAAGUUGUGUGGAAGCUCCCCUGUAGCUCAGUUGGUAGAGCAUGGCGCUUGCAACGCCAGGGUUGUGGGUUCGUUUCCCACAGGGGGCCAGUAUGAAAAUGUAUGCACUCACUAACUGUAAGUCGCUCUGGAUAAGAGCGUCUGCUAAAUGACUGAAAUGUAAAUAAAUGUAAAGCUCCGGCUGCACCAGUGUUUCUCAGAGCUGGGGCUUUAGGGCCCUCUAGUGGUAAAAUAUAACAUUUCUCAAAAAUGGUAGGCUUUUCUUAUGGUAGUCAACUUCGCUUUUUCACCUAUUAAAGAUUUUCAAUCAUGUUAAUCAAGAAAAUUAAUUCAAGAUGUGAAUUUGCAAUCCUCUAAAGUUUGACUAAUGAGAUUUCGAUAGUCAUUAUGGUAUAGUCAGUUAUGCUUGGGCAUAUUUGCCUAAGGUGCAUUUUCCCACCGUAUGAGCCAUCUUGACUGUUUGCUUUGUAUUUGUCACCUCUCAGGUCCUAUCAGCAGUAUCCUGGUUAAUAAGUAUGGAAGUCGUCCCGUCAUGAUGUGUGGAGGAUUCCUGUCUGGCUGUGGACUGAUUGCUGCCUCCUUCUGCAACUCAGUGGAAGGACUUUACUUCUGUGUGGGAGUGGUCGGAGGUAGGCCUCUUUCAUGGUUAGUGCUAUCUGAGAUCCUAUAUGUUCAUUAGUUCACUGUUCAAUAGUUGCUGCUGUUGAGGAAAUGUAUCGCCCUCUGGGGACCUCUUUAGGAACUCUAUCAUCACUUUUUAGUAUCCUGAAUUUCUUUUCGGUCUGGUUUCAUGUGUUAUGUAUAAGGAAUAACUAGGCAGUCUGAUGUUGGACUGAAUUAAUGUCUUUAAUAUAUUUCAACAGGUUUGGGACUGGCAUUCAAUCUGAACCCAGCCCUUACUAUGAUUGGGAAGUACUUCUACCAUAAGCGGCCCAUCGCCAAUGGAAUCGCCAUGGCGGGCAGCCCAGUUUUCCUAUCCACCUUGGCCCCUCUCAACAGCUGGUUCUUUGACCAGUUUGGCUGGAGGGGCAGCUUCCUGAUCCUGGGAGGCCUGCUGUUCAACUGCUGCGUCGCUGGUUCUCUCAUGAGACCCAUCGGACCAAAACCACAGCCUGCCGUAAAAAGUGAAGACGCUGCCAAAGAGAGUACGACGUGUGGGCAGAAGUGCAACAGUUUUAUCGACCUCUCACUGUUCAAACACCGGGGCUUCGUGCUCUACCUCAUGGGUAACGUAAUUAUGUUCUUUGGUCUCUUCUCCCCACUAGUGUUCCUUAGUAACUUUGCCAAGAGCAGGGACAUCCCCAAAGAGAAGGCAGCCUUCCUGCUGUCUGUCCUGGCCUUUGUGGACAUGGUGGCCCGGCCCUCUAUGGGCAUUGUGGCCAAUACAAAGUGGAUACGACCCAGGGUGCAGUACUUCUUUGCCUGCUCUGUGCUGUUGAACGGUGUGUGCCACGUCCUGGCGCCUAUCUCCGUGGACUACACAGGCUUCGUUAUCUACGCCAUCUUCUUUGGCUUUGCCUUUGGCUGGCUGAGUGCGGUGCUGUUUGAGACGCUCAUGGACCUGGUGGGAACCCAGCGAUUCUCCAGUGCAGUGGGACUGGUCACCAUCGUGGAGUGUGGGCCGGUCUUGUUAGGUCCCCCUGUGUUAGGUGAGUGCACACUUCACAUGUAUUUGUAGUUUACUUAUGCUCCUUGUUUCUAUAUAAAGAUGUUCAAUCAUCUAACUGGUUUAUUUUUAUGAAAAGUAAAGACUGUUAACUUAUGAUACAAGUUAGAAUUAAUCUUUGUUUCGUCACAGGGAAAUUCAAAGACAUCUACAAUGACUACCAAUACACCUACCAGAGCUGUGGGGUGAUCCUUAUCAUUGCCAGUGUGUUCCUGUUUGUGGGAAUGGGUCUCAACUACCGGUUGUUGGACAAAGAGAAAAAGGAGGAGGAAAGGAAGGCUAAACUGGAGGGAAAAGAAGAAGAGUCCAACAAGGACAGAGUGAGAGCAAUUGACGAGACAAAAACUUCAGAAGACACAGUUUAA
Messenger RNA from Coregonus sp. 'balchen', 8651 nucleotides. The record is from the annotation of a GenBank genome assembly. Lineage: Eukaryota; Metazoa; Chordata; Actinopteri; Salmoniformes; Salmonidae.